GAACGUCCAUUCCAAACUCAAAUCCCAAUUAGUUGCAUCAAGUCAAACCUUUAGCAGAGAUGGCAAAACGCCUCAUACCUCUGCUGGACCGAGUCUUGGUGGAGAAAUUGCAGCCAGCCACAAAGACGUUGGGUGGCAUUCUGCUUCCAGAGACUGCUGUUAGCAAGAUGAGCGAGGGCAAGGUGAUUGCCACUGGGCCAGGUAGGCGCAACCUGCAGACUGGGGAGCCCAUCCCAGUGAGUGUCACAGAGGGGCAGACUGUGCUGCUCCCAGAGUAUGGAGGCACCGUCGUCAAGCUGGGCGAGAAAGAGCUGACUCUCUAUAGGGAUGAGGAGCUCUUGGGGGUCAUCCAGGACUGAGGCAGCUGUGCACAGCAGGACUUCAUUCUAGAUGCGAAUUUAGAGGCGUGAUGCUGUUGUCAGCACCUGUCUCGCCUCACAAAUGCAUGAAUUAUAAGGACGGCAUCAAAGCACAUCGAAUGAUGAUUAGACGCAAGACGGUCUGUUUUGUUUCUCUGGGACGGCGCGGUAAAGCUAGGCGCGAACUCUGCCUAAGACAUGGCUAGCUAGAAUAUCACCUGCUGGUAAAGAUGGUCCCUGGGUCUUGGAAUCUCUUCAAAAUCUCUGGCCCUCACAAAGAGAUGGGAGCAAGUAUGAAAGCAAUCUCAGCAUU
Messenger RNA from Coccomyxa subellipsoidea C-169, 672 nucleotides. Its product is annotated as small molecular heat shock protein 10. The transcript has 3 exons. The record is from RefSeq and is a predicted model, not a curated record. Gene Ontology annotation, molecular function: protein-folding chaperone binding; ATP binding; metal ion binding. Bases 60 to 359 code for a protein of 99 amino acids. NCBI's taxonomy places the organism in Eukaryota, Viridiplantae, Chlorophyta, Trebouxiophyceae, Coccomyxaceae. Gene Ontology annotation, cellular component: mitochondrial matrix.